AGCCAAAUUGAAGAAGAGAGACUCAUUUCAGCAGUCAGAACUUCAAUUAUUUAAUUUUCAUAGGUUUAACAAAAAUGAAGAACGCCACCAACACAAAGCUCAUUCUCCUCCACCCUUCAAUCCACAAAUCCCCUUCAUCUCCAUCCCACCGACUUUGGUUUUUGUUUGUAGUAACUUUCUUUACUUUAGCUUUCACUUUCACUCUUUUCUUCUCCACUUUCUCCACAGUCACCAACGCCGGCUCCACCUCCGCCACUUCCACCUCCUCCCUUCCACUUUCCGUCACAACGGCCUUACUCCACUAUACUUCCACUUCUAACUCCACGAACCCUCACUUGACCUUUGCCGAGCUCUCGGCCAUCGCCGCAGCUCUCCAACGCUGCUCUCCCUGUAACUUCCUCGUUUUUGGCCUAACCCACGAAACCCUUUUAUGGAAAUCUCUCAACUUCCAUGGCCGUACAAUCUUUCUCGAUGAAAGUGAAUACUACGUUUCAAAUUUUGAAAAGAACCAUCCAGAAAUCGAAGCUUAUGAUAUACAGUACACUACAAAAGUAAGCGAAAUGGCGGAGCUUCUUUCAGUGACAAAAUCUCAAGUUAAAGACGAGUGUAAGCCUGUACAGAAUUUACUUUUCUCCGAUUGCAAACUAGGCAUAAACGACAUGCCGAAUCAUAUCUAUGAAGUUUCUUGGGAUGUGAUUUUAGUCGAUGGGCCACGUGGGUAUUUUGCGGCGGCGCCGGGGAGAAUGUCGCCGAUUUUUACAGCUUCCGUUUUGGCAAGAAGUAAAAAAGGAGGCGACACAAAGACGCACGUUUUUGUGCAUGAGAUUAAUAGAGAAGUUGAAAGAGUUUUCAGUGAUGAGUUUUUAUGUGAAGAGAAUUUGGUAGAAACUGUGGACUCUUUAGGGCAUUUUGUUGUGGAAAGAAUGGAAGCUAAUGAUAAUAGCUUUGAGUUCUGUGAAAAUACAAAUACGACGUCGUUUUCGCCAUUGUCGGCGUUAUCAUCUGGAAACGAUGAUGAAGAAGAAGAUUGAACUGGGUUUGUUUUAGAUUGCUUGUAUCAUUACAUUUUCCGUUUAUUUUUCUUUUUCUUUAAGUAUACAGAAAUGUAAUUUUUAUAGGUUUAAAUAUCCUCAAAAGUUGUGAUCGAGGCAAUGAUGAUAAAUCAAAUGUGAAUUAUUCAAAAUUUAUUACUGUGA
Molecule: messenger RNA, 1196 nt
Organism: Jatropha curcas
Lineage: Eukaryota; Viridiplantae; Streptophyta; Magnoliopsida; Malpighiales; Euphorbiaceae
Product: protein IRX15-LIKE
Biological process (GO): xylan biosynthetic process
Source: RefSeq, a predicted model, not a curated record